Messenger RNA from Acipenser ruthenus (sterlet), 3917 nucleotides. RefSeq names its product E3 ubiquitin-protein ligase RNF5. The record is from RefSeq and is a predicted model, not a curated record. Gene Ontology annotation, molecular function: ubiquitin protein ligase activity; metal ion binding; ubiquitin-like protein conjugating enzyme binding. The transcript is spliced from 6 exons. Gene Ontology annotation, cellular component: endoplasmic reticulum. Gene Ontology annotation, biological process: ubiquitin-dependent protein catabolic process. Bases 99 to 749 code for a protein of 216 amino acids. Lineage: Eukaryota; Metazoa; Chordata; Actinopteri; Acipenseriformes; Acipenseridae.
AUCAUCUUGCCUGUCGUCAGCGAGUCCCGCUGUCACUGUCCAAUCCUGGCUGGGGUCGGCAGUCCUCGUCUUGUUAUGGCAAGGAUUGAGUAAGUGUGAUGGCGACCGAGGCGGCUCAGAGGGGCUCGAUAAACGACAACAGUGGCGGAGCCGGAGGCGGGGGGUUCGGGAAAGAGUCGGACCGGGACCGAACUACCUUCGAGUGCAAUAUUUGCCUGGAUACAGCCAGGGACGCUGUUAUUAGUCUAUGCGGUCAUCUAUUCUGCUGGCCAUGCCUGCAUCAAUGGUUGGAAACCCAACCAAACAGACAGGAGUGCCCUGUGUGCAAGGCAGGAAUCAGCAGAGACAAAGUCAUUCCUCUGUACGGGAGGGGGAGCACCAGCCAAGAGGACCCCAGGUCAGACCCCCAGAACAGCAGCAUCCACAGUCCAGGGCAGGAAAUAAUACUCCGAAUGCACAGCACUUUCACCCAUUUCAGGUUAAAAACGCCACCAAGACCCCAGGGACAGAGGACAGAGCCUGAGAGUCAAGGGCCCUUCCAGGGUUUCGGAGAUGCUGGGUUCCACAUGUCCUUUGGGAUCGGCGCCUUCCCCUUCGGCGGCUUCACAACAGUAUUCAACAGCAACAUGCACAACCACAGAGCAGAGCACAACGUGGGUAACCCUGGCAACGGUAACCCUAACAGCUGGCAGGAUUCUCUCUUCCUGUUCGUCGCCAUUUUCUUUUUCUUCUGGCUGCUGAGUGUGUGAGGAAGGCCAGGCAGGAAGUGAGGUCAUCAGACACCAACCACACAGUGCAAUGUGGGUACAGAGCCCGCCUCAAACCCCAAUUUAGGGGAGAGAAUCAAAGGAAUGGGGGUAUGGGAGCCAGUUAUAAUAGUGUGGGGGAGAGAAAUACAGAUUUUUUUUAAUUUAUUUUUUGAAACAUUCCCUUUUAGAAACUGCACAAUUUCCAUUAUUAUUAUUACUAUUAUUAUUAUUAUUAUUAUUAUUAUUAUUAUUAUUAUUAUUAUUAUUAGUUAUUAUUAAAGUUAAGUGGCUCAGAUCAUGGAAGAAGGUUCAUGAAGUUCUGUGGUUACUCCAGGGAUGAGGCUGAGUAACCCAAGCGAGCCCCUGAAGGUGAAAUAAACACAGCAGUAACACAUUAAACUGCUGAAUUCAGAGAUUUCCUUUCUUAGAUCCAGCUCUGCAUCUGCUUUAAGCGAGGCGAUGGCGUGAUUUGAAACAGUGCGAUUCUCCUGCUCACUCUGUCAUAGGGUUAGAAUGAAUGCGAGAUUCCAAAAUGAGAUCAAGUAAAGAAACACACUGUAGCAGUUGAAGUUAUUCAAUGCUAGAACUCAACACUUAUAUAAUAUAGCGUUAUAGGGCUGCAAACAUUGAGUUCAUUUUGGCACGAGUAGAAGUGAAUGGCACGGGGAGUCUCGAUGUAAUCCACACACAACAAUCCAGCAGUAUACACAGACCUAGAACUGUAUUAUACACUGCUUUAUAUAAGUAUUGAGAAUAAAGCACUGUAAAAACUCAAUAUGGUACAGUUGAUGUCACAAAUCGGGUUUCUCUGUGAUGUGUCAUGGAAUGCAAGGUGAAAAAUGUGCUCUGAUUGGCUGAAAGGUCCUCAGCAGUCUUAAAGUAUUGUGUUUAGCUACUGAUAACUUUGGUGAGUGUGUGUAUGUGUUUAUAUAUAUAUAUAUAUAUAUAAACAGUAUGAAAAUCUUACAUUUUUUAAAUGUGUAAAACCACACCCCCUUCCAAAAAAUAAAUAAAAUUACCAAUCCCACUUUUGUAAAUUUAGAUAAAUAUGCACUUUUUUUUUUUUUUUUUUAACUAUACGUAUAUUAUAUUGUCCAUUCUGAUUUACUUAAUGAAAAAAUAAGAGAAAAUCAAUUGUAUGGUAUUGUUUAAUAAUAAUGGUGAUUUUUACAAACGCAGUAAUUCUAUAAAUCCUACCUGUUGUUCUCUUCCAACUGUUAUACAGGUCUCAGAUAUGUUCUGGCAUGCAGGUGUUUGAUUAAGAAACACCUAGUACUACACUAGGCUGCAAGCCAUGCUUUCAGAUAGUGCUGCACUUCCUUGGUCACCUAUAGAGUGAAAUUAUCCCCACCCUUAAGGGUUUCCUUUCAUUAACUAACCAGCUGCUGCUUCCCCUAUUGACUGACACGCUUUCAGCCAGUAACAUCACAUGACACUGGUGAUGUAAAAUGACCCAGGAAGUGCAUAUUAAAAUGUCCAUGUCUGCUAUAACUCUCAGAGCUGCCUGUGCAGCUCAUGGGCGUGCACAGCAGGUAAAGUCUUAUUUUGUGAUCUGCAAUCCCUUUUUAAUUCAUUUUGGCUGCGGUGGGGAUAGGGGGGGUUAUGGGGGAUACGUUGUCUUUUUCCAAUGUCUUUGUUGUACUAAUGUAAUGACAUUCUUUCAGAUUGCACUGUCCGCUUUCUCCCUGCCUCUAUUACAGAUUACACAGGUGAAGGUCGAUUGGUGUGGAUUGGGCUCAUUUAACAUUCCAAGCGGAACAAGCAAAUGUAACCGGGCAAAAUAAUCUGUAACGGCAGCGUAUCGCACGAUGCUGCCCGUCUCACAGAGAAACAGCUGCCUGGGUUUGCGAUGAUUGCUGCUUUUCUGAGACUCUGUGGAGGACUGCAAUCCACACAAACCCAAGCAGCUGCUUCCUCACUUGUUUUACUUUGAAAUGAAAUCAGCCAGAUCGACACCCCUGACCCUCUCCCGAUUUGUCAGCACCUGAUUGCUGUGAAUAGCUGUGAAUAAUCAGAUAAUUGAUUUCUGUGGAGAGCUGUGAGUAAUCAGAUAAUUGGUUUGUGCAGCGCUAAUACUGAGAAUCAGCAGGCAACUUUUUAUUAUUAACAGCUCUGGGACAAAUAUCUGAACAUUUGAACAGAUGAUCCUUGAAAUGAAUUCAGUGGCAAAAAUGACCACGUUUGUAUUCGGUCAUAAAACAGAAUUUAUAAGAGACUGUAUGAAAAAGAUGCCAAACCAAUAUAACAGUGAGGUCUGUAAGAUAUAACGCCCAUUCCACGUUAUAGCAAAGUGUUGAACUCUCCUUUCUUUCAUAGGUGAAGGGGGAGAGAUUGCUUUUUAUGCAAUGUGGAACGAAUUAUACUCUUUGUUUUCCCAGCUAAUUUAAAAUGAAGGAAUAUCUGAAAAACACAUUUUUGCCCCAGCCAUCAAAUCACAAACUCAAUUGAACUGAACUUCCAUGAGGGGAUGGGAAUGUAAACAAACUGGACAGUGCACUUUGAAGGCAUGUUUAAUGUUUUGAGUGUAAUGCUGUUUUCUGUCAUGUUUUGGGAUUUGAACAGGGGCUUAUCAGUGACACAGCCCCCCUCUUAUUGUGUGGGGAGGGUCAUUUCAUGUAAGGUGCUUUGCCAAAAUUCAGUCCAUCUGUAUUACUCACAAACUCACUCUUUUUCUGCAUAUAAGCUGAAUGAAUGGAUUGGUAAUACUUUAGUCUAUAUCUGUUACAAUGAUUAAUAGAAAAUACAGUGAAACCUUUUAAUAGCAACUGAUCUCAAAAACAGCGGCAAUAUCAGGAGUUCACCAAUAACCUGACAAAACAAGCCUUUAAUAACUAGCGUUGAAACAAGAAAUGUUCCUGUUUUGCUGUGGGACUUAUAUAUAGUACAAAGGAACUGCAUGGAGUACAACAGUAUUCUUUUAUAACAUUUUCAUUCAAUUUCUUUUACUAUACUGUACAACUUGUAAUUUGAAAACAAUGUGAAAGCUGUAAACAUAUUUUUUCAGUGCUGUGUUCUGUAUUCCAGAUUCAUUGUAUGUAACAUUUCAAUACUGUGCACAGCAAUUUAUUGAGCGCUACACUUUCAAAUGCAUUUAUUUCCCAAAGUGAUUUUAAGUGGGGUGGAAAUCCGUUGUGAAUGACUGAUAUAUAAAUGUGAUUGCUAUUACAA